Messenger RNA from Papilio polytes (common Mormon), 2774 nucleotides. Its product is annotated as facilitated trehalose transporter Tret1-like. Gene Ontology annotation, molecular function: transmembrane transporter activity. Lineage: Eukaryota; Metazoa; Arthropoda; Insecta; Lepidoptera; Papilionidae. Gene Ontology annotation, biological process: transmembrane transport. Gene Ontology annotation, cellular component: membrane. The record is from RefSeq and is a predicted model, not a curated record. The transcript is spliced from 7 exons. The coding region runs from base 209 to 1780 and encodes 523 amino acids.
GCUGUACAUUCCGUCAGCCAGUCGCCUUUGCCGCUUCUCUGCAGCACCACACGCACAUCAAACAUAACCUAGCACAAUGUUUUAACUAAUCGUGAAUUUACUUUUAAUAGAUUUAUUAUUUAAAUUAUUAUUAAAAUAAACUGACAAUAUUUAUUUCGAAGUGAAAGUUUGUGUCUAUUAAACUAAAAACCAGUGUUUUAAAACUAAAAUGAAGGAUAAGAGUAUAAGCGAUGGCGCGCACGAAGCGAUGCUGGCGGAGAGUCGGAAGCCUCAAGUCAAGAGCAAACAGACACACAGUCAAGAGGAAUAUGAGGCACUACAGAGCUUCUUACGCAGUAUUAGUUCCACCGCCACACUACCGCCCUACGUCAAAGGAGAAACAUAUUCUUCUAUGCGUGGCGUCUUCAACCAGUGCCUCAUCACAUGCGCAGUAUUAGUGCUGGCGGCCGGCGCUGGACAUCCGAUCGGCUUCUCCGCGGUGGCGCUGCCUCAGUUGCAGACUGAGAACUCCAGUAUGAGAAUAGACGAGGAAAUGGGCUCGUGGAUUGCCAGCAUACAUUCAGCGGCUACGCCACUAGGGUCGAUGUUAUCUGGGCCCAUCAUGGAGGCGAUAGGGCGGCGGCGCACACUGCAGGCCUCCACCUUCCCGCUAGUACUGGGCUGGAUCCUCAUCGCCACCGCCAUGCACCACGCGCUGCUGCUACUCGGUAGAAUCGUGUGCGGCUUCGCUGUUGGCAUUAUGGCCGCUCCGUCACAGGUGUAUCUAGGAGAAAUAUCAGAACCUCGUUUACGUGGUUUGCUGAUUGGUACACCAUUCGUGGCGUAUUCCCUCGGUGUGCUGUAUGUAUACGCUCUGGGUGGCGCGCUACCCUGGCGCUCCGUGUCCUUCCUCUGCAUCGUGCUGCCUUCCCUGGCCUUCAUCGUGCUCUGCCUGUCCCCUGAGAGUCCCACCUGGCUCGCCAGGAAGGGACGCUUCCACGAAGCCAUGGCCGCUAUGGGCAGACUGCGUGGGAACCCAGACAUCGCGCAAAGAGAGCUUCACGAAUUGAUAUCAGCGCGCGAGAAAGAGAAGGCACGCGGUGAGGAGUCUAUCCGCUUCUUCGCGACGGUGUCCCGCCCGCCCGUGCUCAAGCCGCUGCUGCUCAUCAACGCGUUCAACAUGCUGCAGAUACUCUCCGGCUCCUACAUCGUCAUAUUCUACGCCGUCGAUAUCGUCAGAGAGGCCGGCGGAUCACUCAGCCCUCACAUGGUAGCGAACGCGAGCGCCUGCACGAGGCUCGGCGUGACCGUGAUAGCUUGCAUUUUAUUGCUAAAGAUAACGCGGCGCUCCCUCGUCAUGAUGUCCGGCGUCGGCACCGCCGCCUGCACGCUCGCCCUCGCCUUCCUGCUCUACACGGACAACGGCUCCGGCCUCAUCACUCCAGUGCUCAUACUGGGCUACGUCGCCUUCAAUACUCUAGGGUUCUUCCUACUCCCCGGUCUCAUGAUCGGAGAACUCCUCCCCACCAAAGUACGCGGACUCUGCGGUGGUUACAUAUUCUGCGUCUUCAACGCGGUUCUAUUCGGUUUUACUAAACUUUUCCCAGUCAUGAAGAACUCUGUCGGCAUGUCCGGUGUAUUCGCGCUCUUCGGGUCCGCCGCUUCCCUCGCCACUGUCGUCUUAUUCCUCCUCCUCCCAGAGACCAAAGGAAAAUCCCUCCUCCAAAUAGAACAGUAUUACCAAAAACCCAAUAUACUUUGGGUGACGCGCAAAAAGACGGCCGACGGUCAACAAGUCUAAGUAUUAAGUUAAAGUAAGUUACGAGUGUUAAGUUAACCCAAAGUUUCUCAUCACCCUGUUGCAUUAGAUAAAUAGUUCAAAUUGAAGGGCGUGAUAGUUCAAUUCCGUUAUAGCGUAGUAUUCAAAGAGUACAAACGGUUUUUUUUACUCCCGAACUAUAACGAUUACAAACUAAAGUCGCUAAUCUUUGAGAAAAUAAGUUUUUCCUCCUCUUUCUUCCCACGAUAUUCGAAAAAAUGUAUUGAGAUGCGGUUUUUACAACUCUUUGAAGAUUUUUAUUUUAAAUCGUUUUACAUUUGGUAAAAAAAAAUCUUGUUAUAUUCCAUUUGUGAACAAUAUAAUAACAUUAACUAAAUGAGAUAUUUCAUAUUCGAAUCCUGUACCAAAAUUAUUGAGGCAAAUAUAACUGUGAUGAACGAACAGGACCAGUUUGUUUUCUAACGUUCAAAGACUGUUAAUAAAAAUGUAAAACGAAUGACAAAUAUUUUAGAUUGCAUUUUUUAACCGUUAUUUACAACUCGAAAUAUAAAAAAAUACUUAAAUUAUUAUAGUCGUUACAAAAUAUUAGGUCACUUUAACAGUUUUCAAUGCAAUUUAAAUUGUUACUAGGAAGUUUUAGGAAUAUGUUCACAGAAAAUCUUGGAAAGAAUUUUGCCUAGUUCGUGUUGAAAUUGCCCUAAUAUAUUGUGACAAUAAAAUUAAUCAUAAGGUUUUUAGGUUUAAUAUUCACGAUUUAUUUGUCAAAAAUGUUACAAUAAUAUUGUUAUUUUGUUAUCAUGUUGUAACAAAUAUAUUGUUAUAGUAGUGACCGACAAUUUUAUGCGAGUUGCAAUUAUUGCAAUGAGAUUUUUAUCUGUGAUUUUUACGAUGACCAUGUUAUAGACAGAUCAGUGUAGGUGCUUUUCAAACUGUGCAUUUUGUGUAAUAAGCUAAUAUUUUUAUAGGCACGCAUUGACCUUACAAAUUGUGAUAAUAAAUAAAUAGCUAAAAUGAA